This is a messenger RNA of Alternaria rosae, 2018 nucleotides long. RefSeq names its product MFS multidrug transporter-like protein. Bases 258 to 1913 code for a protein of 551 amino acids. Gene Ontology annotation, biological process: transmembrane transport. The record is from RefSeq and is a predicted model, not a curated record. NCBI's taxonomy places the organism in Eukaryota, Fungi, Ascomycota, Dothideomycetes, Pleosporales, Pleosporaceae. Gene Ontology annotation, molecular function: transmembrane transporter activity. The transcript has 2 exons.
GCUACGACGUGGCACAGAAUGCCUUCACCUCGAGUCGCUUUACGCACCAAAAUAGAGAAUCGGGAAGUGUCGAUAAUGAAGUGAAUAGCAUAAGAGGGGCAGGUGUAUCGUCACUUCUGCGUUUGGAGAUCCCAAGCUAGUUCGCGCCUGACCUUUGUCCUCCUUCCACGUCGAUGAACGUAAACAGAAAGCUCGCCUAGUUCACGCGACUACCUCCCUCACAACAGCUUCGUCGCGAAUUGUCCAGACACACCAAAAUGGACGUCGAAAAAGUCUCCAGUACGCCAAUGGCUCUAGACUCCAUCAACAUCGCGGACGAUGAAAAAAAGUCGGCCCAGUUGACUACUCGACCCGAGACGAGUCCCACUACAGCGCCCGGCAUUGCAACAUGGAAGUUGGUGUGCUUGUAUAGCAGUAUAUGCAUCGGGCUCUUCCUGUCGUUCCUGGAUACAUCAAUCAUCGCAACUGCCAUCUACACAAUUGGGGUCGACUUCCAGUCCUUAUCCAAGGUGAAUUGGAUUGCCUUAUCUUACACACUCGCGUACAUUGGCUGCACCGCCAUCUUCGCCAGUCUCUCCGACGUAAUUGGCCGUCGCAAUGCUUACAUCGCCGCCUAUGUCAUCUUCCUCGCCUUUUCAGUCGGCUGUGGCUUCGCUCAAUCUCUCGAGCAGCUCAUCGCUAUGCGUGCGCUACAGGGAGUGGGUGGUUCGGGCUUGUAUUCAGUAGGGUUCGUCGUCUUGGGCGAGAUCAGCCCGCCGCGCGUGAUCGGUAUGCUGGGAGCUAUGGCGGGAGCCAUUAUUGCGAUGUCGGGUAUCCUAGGGCCAGUGCUGGGCGGUGUCAUCACCAACUAUACGUCCUGGCGGUGGAUAUUCUGGAUAAAUGCCCCGAUUGGAAUCAUUCCGUUGAUCCUUUUCGUACUGGUGUGGUCCAACGAUGCUCUCAUCCACAGCACCAGUCCUCGCAGAUUCAAACAGAUCGACUUCCUGGGUUUCGUUCUCUUGGUUGCUGCCUCGGUGCCCUUUGUCAUUUCGUUUCAGCAAGCUGGGAUCCACAUCCUCAUGAACAGCUCCAUCUGGUCGUCUGCUCUCUUCGUCGCCCCGCUCAUCGUUGGCGUGCUCUGCUUUGCCGCACUCUUCACGUGGGAGUGGUUCAUUGCAAAACGUUGGCCUGACGCUAUUGCUGCACUCUUCCCCAUGCGACUAGCGAAAAACAGAGUCUACAUGUCAGCACUUGCGACGACCAUGUUGACAGGCUUCCCUUACUUCGUUAUCAUAUACUCGCUGCCAACACGGUUCCAGGUUGUCAACGGGAAGAGUGCUCUUGGGUCGGGUGUCGCUUUGCUGCCAAUGCUUGGUUCUUCUGCUAUCGGAUCGACUCUCGCUGGUGCGGCGUCGAGUAAGAAGAAUAACACGUUUGCGGUCAACGUCAUUGGUGCUGCCCUCAUGCUUAUUGGAACUGCAACCUUGUCUACGCUCGAUAACAACUUGGCCCCACAAGCUCGAGCCUAUGGUCUACAGGUUUUCGUCGGUUUGGGCUUCGGACUGACAGUCAGCAAUUCAACUCUACUAGCUGGCAUUGAAUCGGAGCCACGCGACACCGCAGUCGCACAAGGCCUCAUGGCGCAAGUGCGUGUGCUAGGGGGUAGCGUCGGUAUCGCCGCGUCAACAGCUAUUCUGGGUAUCCAACAACGGCGAGAGCUUCUCGAUCCGAUGAUUCUGGAAGGCGCGCAGCUGGAGUCACUUGCUGAGUCUAUGCGGACACUUUCUCUCAACAAAGUUUUCGCUAUUCGCCAGACAUACACAGAUGCGUUCAACGAGACUCUGGUGGCUUGCUCUGUUGUCAGUGGAGUGGCCCUCCUAGCGACACUCGCAGCGUGGCGAAAGCAUCCCACUGCUAUGAGGAGUAGAACCUAGCAUUUGGUCGGUUGGUGGGUAAUUUGCGCGCCAAUGCACACGAUGCAAGGAGCUCGUCCAAAUAGAGAGGUCUGAAGGACAUGAGUCUGAUGUUUCUUAUUCACG